Bufo bufo (common toad) is the source of this 2324-nucleotide messenger RNA. RefSeq names its product carbohydrate sulfotransferase 1 (gene CHST1). The record is from RefSeq and is a predicted model, not a curated record. Gene Ontology annotation, biological process: keratan sulfate proteoglycan metabolic process; N-acetylglucosamine metabolic process; carbohydrate metabolic process. The transcript is spliced from 4 exons. Gene Ontology annotation, molecular function: N-acetylglucosamine 6-O-sulfotransferase activity; keratan sulfotransferase activity. The coding region runs from base 980 to 2242 and encodes 420 amino acids. Gene Ontology annotation, cellular component: Golgi membrane. Lineage: Eukaryota; Metazoa; Chordata; Amphibia; Anura; Bufonidae.
GCUAAACUGGAUACCAUACCCUGCAGCAAGUCUACGGACAUUGAGCUGGCCUCAACCUGGAUAUCUGACCGGGAAAGUCCACCCCAUGUGGAUAUUAAGGGUGAAGAACAGAGUCUACUUCUUGGGUGAUGAGUGCCAGUCCGGAGGGGCAUCAUACCAGCCUGAUGUUUUAGAUCCCACAAAUUUGGAACGUGGAGAAUUUUUAAGAAGAAGAAGAAGUCCAGAAGAUAAAGAGAGAAGAGUUGCACAGUAUUGGUGUUUGUCUCUACUUUCGAGCACCUCUUCUCCCUCACACCUCGCCCCUUCGCCAUCCUUCCAUGUGACACUUUCUCACAUCCCUCCUCCCUUCCCUUACUCUCCCCGUUUUUUCAUCCCUGAUGUCUCCUGCUCCCUCUCUUCUCCCUCCCUCCUGUCUCCUUCUCUCUCAGCUGCUGGAGCUGGAACGUCUCAGUGCCCUGGAAGGAGACGCACAUACAUUUCAGCAGGACUGCAGUGAGGUAGCUGUGGUGCCCUGCAUCUGUCUCCUUCCUUCGCCCUCCCUUCCCCUCGCCCCCAUCACAAGUCACUCUGUGAUUUGCAGUGGAUACCAGGAGCCAUACUGGAGAGAGGGGGGUCUCCCUGACACUUGACUGGAGCAUAAUACUCCCAACAUAUUAAACAAGAGGCUAAGAAUCUUCAGGAUGGAUGAGAUGAAGGUAAAAGGCUGGGGGUCCAACACCGACCAUGGUGGGAAAAAUUCCAAGAAGAUGCCACGCUUUUUACUGCAAGCUCAAUAAGGAUCCUCCUGGUCCUGUCCCCCAGCAUCCUGCAGCAAAGCCUGGGAAGGAGUCACCUAUCAGAAGAGAGACUCCCUGUAAAGGGUUGGACCAAAACGGAUUCCAACUCUCCACUUGACAUUACCAAGGCAGACAGAUUUGCCGUUUUUAUGGUACAGUAAACAUCAGAAUACCGUAAAGAGGCUCAAUGACGGUUUCCAGCCAUGCAAUGUUCUUGGAAGGCUGUCCUCUUACUAGCGCUAGCCUCCAUUGCCAUUCAGUACACAGCCAUCCGGACCUUUACCACCAAAUCCUUUCACAUGUGCCCAAUCCCCAAUCCAAAUAAUUGUAGCCCUGGACAAGACCCAACCGAAUCUCCUGAUCGCCUCUGUGAAGAUGGUCAGUUGAUAACCUCUAAUGUUUCGAGAAAAACUCAUAUCCUAAUCUUGGCUACUACUCGCAGUGGAUCUUCCUUUGUAGGACAGCUCUUUAAUCAACACACAGAUGUUUUCUAUUUGUUCGAGCCACUUUACCAUGUUCAGUAUACCCUGAUACCCAAAAUGACUCCUAGCAAGAGCGCCACCGAUCGGCGAGUGAUGUUGGGCGCAAGUAGAGACCUUUUAAGAAGUCUUUAUGACUGUGACUUGUAUUUUAUGGAGAACUACAUAAAGCCACAACCAAUCAACCAUACCACAGACAGGUUAUUCAGAAGAGGGGCCAGCAAAGCUCUGUGCUCUCCCCCAGUCUGUGAUGCACUGGGACCCACCGAUAUUUACCUAGAAGAGGGAGACUGUGUUAAGAAAUGUGGAAGCCUAAACCUGACUCUGGCAAUGGAAUCUUGUAAAGAGCAUGGACAUGUGGCCAUCAAAACAGUGCGUGUUCCAGAGGUUAAUGACUUACGAGCACUGGUGGAAGAUCCCAGGCUGAACUUAAAGGUGAUCCAGUUGGUAAGAGACCCAAGAGGUAUAUUAGCUUCUCGUAGUGAGACAUUCAGGGACACCUAUAGGUUGUGGAGGAUCUGGAGGGCCACUGGUCGUAGACCGUACAAUUUAGACUCAACCCAGCUGACAACGGUCUGUGAGGACUUCUUAAAUUCUGUGUCUACAGGGUUAAGCCGGCCACUCUGGUUAAAGGGGCGAUACAUGCUCUUGAGAUAUGAAGAUCUGGCCCGAAACCCCAUGAAAAAGAUGGAGGAGAUCUAUGACUUUGUGGGUAUUCCAUUGGAUGCCAAUGUCGAAAGAUGGAUCCUGAAUAACACCCGAGGAGACCAAUCCUCUGCCAGACACAAAUAUGGCACGGUAAGAAACUCUGCCGCCACAGCCGAAAGCUGGAGACUAACAUUAUCCUACGACAUUGUAGAAUUCACCCAGAACGCCUGUCGACAAGUACUGGUCCAACUGGGUUACAAAACUGUGAGUUCUUCCCAGGACUUGAGAAACCUUUCCUACAGCCUCAUUGAGGACAGAUCCUUUGCCCCUUUUUUGUGAUGGUUAGUUUAAGGGUAACUAAAGACUGAAGACAUUACCAACAACUGAGAGAAUAAUGUUGGAAAGUAUAUUUUUAUAAGAG